ACGACGAGAUGCUCAUCGGCGGAAAAAACGGCAGCGGCAACGCCCGCGCCGGUGCCGGCAACAAACAGUCCGAGAACAAUAAACCGCGCGAAGAAGACAUGGACACCCAAGAGGACGCACCGCUGUCGAACAACGACGACGGCGUUCUCUUCCCGCAACCGAUGAGCCAGGACGAGGUUCCUAACCCCCCCGAAGACACGGAAGAUGAAGCCCGCGCGGAGGCCACCUUCCGCUUUGAGGUCGACAAUAUCAGUCACCUCAGAGACACUCGUCUCUCCGAGCCAACAUUCGUUCGCAACCUUCCGUGGAAGAUCAUGGUGAUGCCUCGCCAUAACGCCAAUUCGAAUGAGCGACAACCGUCGAAAAGUCUGGGAUUCUUCUUGCAAUGCAACGGCGAUUCGGACUCCGGUUCGUGGAGCUGUUCAGCGCAAGCCGCUCUCAGACUAAUCUCACACAAAGAAGGCGUUGAGAAUUCCGAACGCAAGAUUACGCACGUUUUUUACAACAAGGAGAACGAUUGGGGUUACUCUCACUUUUUGAGCUGGAACGACGUUAUCGAUCCUGAGAAAGGCUUCUGCAAAGACAACAAGAUCGUCUGUGAGGUAUGGGUCAUGGCCGAAGCGCCGCACGGAGUCAGUUGGGACAGCAAGAAGCACACCGGCUACGUGGGCCUCAAGAACCAGGGGGCUACGUGCUACAUGAACUCACUAUUGCAAACGCUCUAUUUCACCAACAAGCUCCGGAAAGCAGUUUACCAAAUGCCGACAGAAUCCGACGACUCGGCGAAGAGUGUUGCCCUGGCCCUCCAACGAGUUUUCCACGAACUCCAGUUCAGCGACAAGCCGGUCGGAACGAAAAAGCUCACGAAGAGCUUCGGCUGGGAAACGCUCGACUCUUUUAUGCAGCACGACGUGCAAGAGCUGUGUCGGGUCCUACUCGACAACAUGGAAUCGAAAAUGAAGGGCACCAUCGUCGAGGGCACGAUCCCCAAGCUGUUCGAAGGCAAAAUGAUAUCCUAUAUCGCGUGUAAGAACGUCAAUUACCAAUCGAAGCGCAUCGAGCCCUUCUACGACAUUCAGCUGAACGUCAAGGGGAAGAAAGACAUCAUCGACUCGUUCAAAGACUACUGCGCUAAAGAAACACUCGAUGGAGAGAACAAAUACGAUGCCGGGAACCACGGACUCCAGGCCGCGGAAAAGGGAAUUAUUUUCAAAUCGUUUCCACCGGUACUCCAUCUGCAUCUCCUGAGAUUCCAGUACGACCCAGCGACUGACUCUAACAUCAAAAUCAACGAUCGAUUCGAGUUCGCAGAGAAAUUGGAUCUCGACGAGUUCCUGGAAGAGAAAGAAGAUACCCCAGCUCACUACACGCUGCACGCUGUUCUCGUGCACUCCGGAGACAACCAUGGUGGCCACUAUGUAGUAUUCAUCAAUCCUAAAGGUGACGGAAAAUGGUGCAAAUUCGACGACGACGUGGUGUCUCGUUGCACGAAACAGGAAGCCAUAGAUCACAAUUUCGGAGCGGGCUCUGACGACGACAUGGCAAUGAGUCGACACUGUACAAACGCGUACAUGUUGGUGUACAUCCGUGAUUCGGCUCUCCCCGAUGUUUUGCAGAAGGUGGAAAAGGAAGCUAUUCCAGAGCAGUUGAUGGAUCGGCUACAAGAAGAGAAGCAAGUCGAAGCACAGCGCCGAAAAGAGCGCAACGAAGCCCAUCUCUAUAUGCAGGUGCAAGUCGUUCUCGAAGAACAUUUCUUCGUACAUCAGGGAACGGAUCUGAUCGACCCGGACAAAUGCCAGUACCGCAACUUUAAAGUUCGGAAGACAUCGACUCUAUCGGAACUUAUCGAGUUGAUUGCCAACCAAUUAGGCUAUCCGGUGGCUGGGAUUCGUCCGUGGCAAAUGUCGAUAAGGACCAAUCAAACCCUGCGUCCGACAGAGCUUGACGAGAGCGAAUAUUCGCGGCACAUCCAAGACAUCUCAGACCAAUCGGGCUCGUGGACUCUUUUCAUAGAAACCAUCAAUCCUGAGAACAAUGAAAUGGCGCUGCCGUUCUACGACCGUGAAACCGACGUUCUGAUGUUCUUCAAGUUGUACGACCCGUACGAGAAGAGACUAUCGUAUAUCGGGCACCAGUACACGCCGACCAGAACGAGGCUACGCGAUUUGAUUUGCGAUUUGAACAAGAAAGCUGGCUUCCCACCGAACACGCCUCUCCUGGUCUUCGAGGAAGUCAAACCGACCCUUCUAGAGCCGAUCCAGGAACUCGAUGAACAGCUCGACAAACUGCUCGAGGAGCUUAUGGACGGCGAUAUAAUAAUUUUCCAAAAGUCCCUUCCACCUUCCGAAGCCGCAAAACUCGAACUGCCCAGCGUCAGAGAGUACUUCAGAUAUCUACAAAACCGCGUCGAGGUACUUUUCUGUGAUAAAUGCGACCCGAACGACAGUGGCUUUGUACUGGAGUUGUCUUUGAAGAUGAACUAUGAAGAGAUCGCGGCGGCGGUCGCAAAACAUCUCGACACGCAUCCGAAGUUGCUUCAGUUUUUCAAGACGCAAUCGUACCGCGAUGGCCCCGGCAAUCCGUUACGUUUCAGUUUCGAUGGGACCCUCAAGGAUAUGCUGUCAUUCUUCAAGGGAAAGCAACAGCGAAAAAUGCACUACCAGCGGCUUUCGAUUCCCAUCGACGAACUCGAGUCGAAACGCCAAUUCAAGGUGCUCUGGGUGAACUAUAAGCUCAAGGAAGAGCGCGAACUGACGCUCUACCCGAACAAGAACGGAACGGUGGGCGAUCUCCUGCAAGAGGCCAAAAACGCGCUCCAACCCGGAGAUCUGGACCCCGAACACGGGUCGGGCAAGCUGCGAUUGCUCGAGAUAGUUUCCUACAAAAUCGUUUCGAUACAGCCCGAAACCACUAAUCUGGAUAAUCUCAACGUCAGCAACAAAACGUACCGCAUCGAAGAGGUUCCCAAAGAACAACUCGAAGACGUCGACAACGACCACACCGUUCUACUUCCGUGCAGCCAUUAUCAGAAAGAGAUCUUCACCACGUUUGGGACACCAUUCCUGCUCAAGAUUCACCACGGUGAAACCUUCCAGGCCGUGCGCGACAGAAUUCAGAAGAGAUUAGAUAUCCCCGACAAAGAGUUCGAGAAAUGGCGUCUCUCCAUCGUCUCUCUGGGGCGUGCUACCUACAUCGAGAACUUCAAGGAGCCCGUGAACAUCCCUCAGAUGAUGCAGAAUUGCCAAGGAGGAUUUCCGGCUAAACCAUGGCUAGGCUUGGACCACAUCAACAAGACUCCGAAACGACCCAAGUUCAGCUAUCAGGAGAAGGCUAUCAAAAUCCACAACUAGACACGUAGCUGUUGAGGGCCAACAAGCGGAUGGACCUGGAGGGAAUCAGCUAGGAAUCGGGCGCAUGGCGAGCGUGGACCCAUAGAAAAGCAGCAGCCGACAGUGGUAUGAGCGGGCAAACUGACUGAAGAUUACUUGACAAACACGCCGACAAGCGGACAGACGAAUUACAGAGACCAAUCACUAUCACUAUCCAUAACGGCCAGAAAACGGAAUCAGGGACAGACACUCACCGGAACACGAGACAAAAGUGCGGAAAAAAUGAGAGGCCCUAAUCGUUUCCGUCUGAAAAACAAGUUCGCUCGAGACAAUAAGUUGAGAUAUUGCUGCUGCUGCUGCCGCCGCUGCAACUGCUGCAGAGCCACCGGAGAACCGAGUUCAGUGGUGGGGGAGGCUUUACGAGCUAGGGUUAGCUUUCGUCUCCGGGUGACACGGAACGUUUGAUUUUCUUUCGAACCAGUUGUUGUUGUUGUUGAUGCUGAGUGAAGAGGUGGAGUCGAAGCUUGACAUCGAAGAGUAUCAAGCGAGAACACAUCUCGAUUGUCGAGUUCAUUGGAAGGCGUUUCGCCCUCGGUCAGAGCAGUGGUACUCCGGGGUGUUCGGCAGCAGAAGCAGAUUGGAGAAUCCGAACGCUUUUUUUUCGUUCCAAUUCUGUUUUCUGUCUUGAGGCGGCCUAACUAGUGCGACGGCGGCUAACCUCAUUGGAUUCCGUCUCGGCAGAAAAGGUUUCGCUAUGAUCUGCGGCGACAGGAGCGAUAGCGAAAACCGACGAUCAUCGUCACCUGGGACCGCGUUUUGAGAACAUUAUGCUUUUGCGACAAGUGUGAAAGUCGAUAAAUUUCCCGAAUAUGUAGAUUCCCCUUCCCCCUGUGGGAGCGACCGCGAUUCCAUCCACCACCUAGCGAGUCAGGGAAUUAAUUUCCACAAAUUAUUUUAUCGACGCGACGUGUUCGAAAUCUGAAUCUACCACAGUGAUGAUGUCCGGCCCGCUGAUUAAUUAAUUCAUGGAUGUGAUUGACGCGAUAACGAGAGAGAAAGAGCUCGAUCACUCCAAGAGGAGCCAGUAAAUGAUGAUAUCUAUU
Messenger RNA from Galendromus occidentalis (western predatory mite), 4432 nucleotides. It is a transcript of the gene Usp7, whose product is annotated as Ubiquitin-specific protease 7. Bases 9 to 3350 code for a protein of 1113 amino acids. The record is from RefSeq and is a predicted model, not a curated record. Gene Ontology annotation, molecular function: cysteine-type deubiquitinase activity; protein binding. NCBI's taxonomy places the organism in Eukaryota, Metazoa, Arthropoda, Arachnida, Mesostigmata, Phytoseiidae. The transcript is spliced from 5 exons. Gene Ontology annotation, biological process: regulation of protein stability; protein deubiquitination. Gene Ontology annotation, cellular component: cytosol; nucleus.